CAGUCGCAGAAUGAUGACGCUCGCUGACAGAUGCUCGUCGCACGCUGGUUCAAAGCAAACCAGCGUCUCAGAGCCGACACGAGCUAACCGCUGUUAGCAGCUUCUAAACCCAAAAAGAUGAGCGGCUUCUACCAGUCAGCAUCCCGUUACUCGGGCCGGAUGUAUUGUGCGAGUUAAACGCCGCACACGAUGACCACAGCGACCGCCAGCCUGGAGAGCCUGCGCGUGCUGCACCACAGCGAUGACUACAUCGUGGUGGACAAGCACUGGGACAUCCGCAUCGACAGCAAGAUGUGGUACGAGAAGCACACCGUGCAGGCGCAGCUCCUGCACCGUUUCCCUCAGCUGGCGGACCCCAGCACCUACUACGGAUUCAGGUUCUGUCAUCAGUUGGACUUCUCCACCAGCGGGGCUCUGUGCGUCGCCCUCAACAAGGCCGCCGCCGGCCGAGCUUACCGCUGCUUCAAGGACCGCUCCGUCACCAAAGCCUACCUCGCCCUGGUUCGUGGACGGGUGGAGGAAGAGACGCAAACCUUGGACUUCCCCAUCGGCAAGAACUCAUCAGAGGGGAAGACGCACAUGAUGUGUACUGAGGGAACAGAAGGUUGUGAGAACCCGAAGCCUUGCCAGACGGAGCUGACGGUGUUGGAGUACGGAUUGUACGAUGGAGACUCUGUCACCAAGGUGCUCCUGCAGCCAGUCACCGGCCGAACACACCAGUUAAGGGUUCACUGCAGCGCAAUCGGCCACCCCAUCGUGGGGGACUUCACCUACAGCUCUGGAGCGGAUGCCGCCCCGUACCGCAUGAUGCUGCACGCACACCUCCUGCACAUUCCGCUGGACCCUGAGCCCCUGCAGGUCUGCGCUGGAGACCCCUUUCUCCCGGCGACGGAUCCCAAGUGGCUUCCGCAGCGCUCAUUACGGACUCUGGCGGCCACCGUGGAGGCGCUGCUGGAGCGCAGGGUGGAGGAGGGCAGGAAGAUCAAAGAGGAGAGGAGAGAGCGGGCGAGACGGGAGGAGGAGCGGAGGACGAGACGGCGGGAACAGAGGAUUGAGGAGGAGAGCGAGGAGCAGAGGGCACAGUGUCAGGAGUGGCUGAGGGAAUGGGCCGGGGAUUGAUUUAUUGUUGUGUGUUUUAAUUAAUUUGAUCUGUUUACUAAUGAUGGUCACGUUGAGCGUGCAUGCUCCAUGUCACUGACCGCCCCCGUGGCAUUGAAGUGGCAUACACAGAAGUAAACCUAGAACCUUAAUAACCUGGCAAAGUUCAUUUUAGAAGAGACGUGUGAGCAUGUAAGCUGCUGCUUUCUGAUACAAUUGAACAACUGAGCUGUGUUGUCACAUUCAAUACAUGGCUGUAACAUGCAUACAAACAUUUUAACCUACUAUAUGUAUGUUUUUUUGUCAUUUUAUUAUUAUUUUACUGCUUUCAUUAAUACUGUUUCCAACAUAAAUAAAUCUCUAUAGAAUGAAAUGUUAAA
Molecule: messenger RNA, 1478 nt
Organism: Gasterosteus aculeatus aculeatus (three-spined stickleback)
Lineage: Eukaryota; Metazoa; Chordata; Actinopteri; Perciformes; Gasterosteidae
Gene: rpusd1
Product: RNA pseudouridine synthase domain containing 1
Biological process (GO): enzyme-directed rRNA pseudouridine synthesis
Molecular function (GO): RNA binding; pseudouridine synthase activity
Source: RefSeq, a predicted model, not a curated record